Oppiella nova is the source of this 936-nucleotide messenger RNA. The record is from the annotation of a GenBank genome assembly. NCBI's taxonomy places the organism in Eukaryota, Metazoa, Arthropoda, Arachnida, Sarcoptiformes, Oppiidae.
AUGCCCUACCUAAAACUAAACGACUCGCGACAAAUGCCCAUGAUCGGUAUGGGCACCCUGGGCAUCGUCGACCGGAAUACCUUACGUAAUGUGAUUGAGGACGGCAUACACGUGGGCUACCGGCACAUCGACACCGCCUACUUCUACAAGAACGAGGCAUUCCUCGGCGAAAAGCUCCGGGAGAUCUUUAAACGUAAGGACCACUACCGGGUCAAGAGAUCGGACCUGUUUGUCACGAGUAAACUUUGGAAUACCCGGCACUCCCGGUUCGAAGUCAUUGAGGGCCUCAUUGAGAGUAACAUGAAGUUGAACAUCGGUUAUAUCGAUUUGUACCUGGUUCAUUUCCCGAUGGCCUGGGAGGAGGGCGGUAAGGAUAUACCUUUAGAUGCCAAUGGGCUGACCAAGGAUACCAAUAUAUCGGUUGUGGAUACGUGGAAGGGCAUGGAGGAUGCCCAGAGAAUGGGCAUGGUCAGAAGUAUCGGUGUUUCCAAUUUUAAUGUGGAUCAACUGACCAGGAUACUAAUACACGCUGCGAUUAGGCCGGUGGUUAAUCAGAUUGAAGUGAAUCCAUACCUAACGGAGGAAUGUUUGGUACGAUUUUGCCAGAAGUCCGGUAUUCAAGUCGUGGCCUACAGUCCCUUCUCGAAGGGUAACCAAACGCUAAUGAAUGAACCGGUGCUCAAAAAGCUCGCAUUCAAGUACCACAAGUCCGUGCCCCAGGUCAUCAUGCGAUGGUUACUGCAAAGGGGUAUAGCAAUUGUACCAGGGACCAUUCACAAAGAACGUCUCAUAGAGAAUAUUAACGUGUUUGAUUUUAAAUUGAGCGAGAAAGAAAUGUUGCGAAUAAGCAGGCUCAAUCGCAAUUGGCGUCGAACUGAAUUACCGUAUUCUAGAUAUAACGCUGAGUACCCCUAUAGGAGAAUGUGUUACGAAUGA